AUAUCCAGUAAAAAAUAAUAUUGAUAUAUUACUGUUAAUCACUUACUGAGCGUUCAAGCAUUGAAAAUUAUUAUUUAGAUAAAUACAAAUAAAUUAUUAAGAUUCCUGAGAUUUUCAAAUCAAUAAGAAACAAAUACUAAAUAAGAAUCAAUAGUCAGUUAUUGGUAUGCAACGUGAUAUUUUCUUGUGAAUUUUUACAUCUUUUUCAGCCUUACGAAUCAUUUAAUUUUCGCUUGCAAAGCAUCAGCAACGAAAAAUCGACGGGGAUCAAUUUGCAGAAAAUCAAGAAAAUAUCGAGUCCGCGAAUCUUCCGCGAGGGAAGAGAAUCAUGCAGACUUGUUCGAAACUUGUUUACGAUAAUUCGUUACCGGUGCGAGUGUCGGGUUUGUCGUAAUGCUGACAUACGCGCUGAUGCGUCCGAUCGGCAAGGAUAACGUCACGUCACAUUAUUAAUCAUUUGUUUAUCAUUUCUUUUCUCAGUGACGCGGUUGGCGCAUCGAGUGACAAUUAUGGACAAUAAGGUUUUGCCGUACUUCGUGUCCGGGGUCGUCGUCAAAGGCUUCGGCAGGGGCUCGAAGGCGCUCGGCAUCCCGACAGCUAAUUUCCCAGAAUCCGUGGUAAAUGCUUUGCCGAAGGAUCUAAGUACUGGAGUUUAUUAUGGCUGGGCAUCUUUGCACGGACAAGUUUAUAAAAUGGUCGCAAGCAUAGGAUGGAAUCCGUAUUAUAAAAAUGAGAAAAAAUCAAUGGAAGUUCACUUACUACAUAAAUUCCAAAAUGAUUUCUAUGGGGAUGAACUUAAAGUUAUUAUUGUCGGAUAUAUUAGACCAGAAAGAGAUUUCUCUUCUUUAGACAAACUUAUUAAAGAAAUAAAAAAUGACAUUGCAAUCGCUGAACAUCAGUUAGAAGAACCUGUUUUAAAUAAGUUGAAAAAUCACGAUUUUCUAAUGACAAAUCACUGACAAGAAAAAGAUAGAACUUGGAAUAAAUAUUUUUGUUACUUUCAAUUGCCUAAAUACAUAUUGCAGUUUUAAAGGAGCGAAGAUUAAAUUUUGAAAA
Molecule: messenger RNA, 1056 nt
Organism: Pogonomyrmex barbatus (red harvester ant)
Lineage: Eukaryota; Metazoa; Arthropoda; Insecta; Hymenoptera; Formicidae
Gene: Rfk
Product: Riboflavin kinase
Biological process (GO): riboflavin biosynthetic process; FMN biosynthetic process
Cellular component (GO): mitochondrion
Molecular function (GO): riboflavin kinase activity
Source: RefSeq, a predicted model, not a curated record